CUGCUACAAGGAGUGGGCGAUUUUCGUCGCUGAAGCCGCGAAUGCGACGCGUAAUUCAAAAAUAUUUGAAAAUAACAUUUAAUUGAAAAAAAAAACUGUUUUUGUGUUUUGUUGAUAGAGUGAAAAUAAUAAGGCAGAGUUUUAAUGGUUUUGAAGGUCCCGGUUGCCGAUAAAUCACUUGCCGCUUAAAACACAAAGGACGAAGCAAGAAUUAAAAAAAGAAAUAAGGAAAAGUCCCGGGCUAUUUUUCUUCCGAGCCGGACCAUCGUUUAGCUGGCUCUCAUGAAUAUGACAUCAGCGGACCGCGUGCUUGAUUUAUGCGGCCACGGCUAUCCAUCAACCUGACCGGGGUAACCUUAAAAGUCCACUUUCCCUUGUCGACGGACAACCUUUCUGUUCCAGCCGUGUUUGCGAAUUGAGUAUGCAUGAAGUUUCGAUCGGCGAUUUAUUAAAUCUAUGAGGUCGUGAGGUUUACUCACAGGUCGGUUUGAAGUUGCGUUAUUUUAGUUCAUAUAACGAUCAGGUGUUUUUAACAGUUCAUAUAAUCAGUGCACUUAUAAUCUGAAGUGAAGUCCGAACCGUGAAAGUGCUUAAUUAACAUCAUGAAACGCCGACCUUUGCCGCCGGUCAGAGAAGAGACUACCGCAAAUACGUGGAAGACUUUAUGCGAGAAUGACUGGGCCAUUUACACUUUAGUCGCGUCAGUCAGUGCUUUGACAUACGCAAAUAGUUUGCAUGGUGAUUUUGUGCAUGACGACAUCCCGGCCAUUGUUGGUAAUGGUGACGUGAACGGUGGUAAUAGUGUGUUAGGAGUGUUUGGGAAUGACUUCUGGGGGACUCCGAUGUCGGAUGCAACAAGUCACAAAUCGUACCGGCCGCUAACCACGCUGUCCUUUCGACUAAACUACAAGCUAUGCGGUCGCUCGCCGUGGUGGUGGCACGCUUGCAACAUCGCCCUGCACGCCACGUGUUGCAUGCUGGUUGCUCGCGCUGGCGCUGUCGUGGCAAAGUUGCAACGUCCGUUCGCAGCACUAGCGGCCUUGCUGUUCGCUGUCCAUCCUGUGCACACUGAAGCAGUGGCCGGUGUGGUGGGGCGUGCAGACGUGUUAGCCUGUGUCUUCUUUCUCACAUCUAUUCUUCUUUAUCACGGAACAAACAAUCACCGUGUCUGGGGGAGUGUAGCAGCUGGUGCCCUUAGCAUGUUGGCCAAGGAGACAGGACUCACUGCCUUACUCUUCAAUGCUGCACUGGACCUGUACAGAUGUUGGGCUCAUGUGCACAGAUCUUCGUCAGCAGUAAAAUGGCGUUGGAAAGACAGUCCUUACGGCAGAGCAUUUAAAACUCUAGCAGCUCUCAGUUUACUGGCUGGAGCAAGACUAGCAUUACUACAAGGUUCCUUACCGGCUUUUUCACCACAGGACAAUCCACCUGCUUUCCAUCCUUCAUUUGCUGUCAGGUUGAUGACCUUUUGCUACUUGGCCGCUUUCAACUGGUGGCUGCUAGUGUGUCCAUGGACUUUAAGUCACGAUUGGCAGAUGGGCUCAGUACCAUUGAUCACCAACGUCAGCGAUCUAAGGAAUUUAGUCACCUGUGCUGCCAUGUGCGCUUUGUUUGGUCUCUGUUACAGAUGUCUGCUCGAUUUGGAGAUGCAGCGUCAUACUCCAGCGGUUGUGGGAUUAAUGCUGCUCGUCAUUCCAUAUCUCCCUGCCUCCAACCUGCUUGUCACUGUGGGUUUCGUCAUCGCUGAACGAGUGUUGUAUAUUCCCAGUGUGGGCUCAGUAUUGUUGACUGCGUAUGGAAUUGAACUGAUGUGGAAGCGAGGGUUUAGAACGAAGAAGCUGCUAGUGCUAUGCGUUGCAACACUAGUGGCUGCAGGAGUAGCGAAAACACAUCUUAGAAACAGAGAUUGGAGAACUAGAGAAUCUUUACUAAGAGCUGAUCUCUCAGUGUUGCCACAUAACGCAAAAUUACACUACAAUUUCGCUAAUUUCUUGAAGGACGUCGAGCAGCACGAGAUUGCCAUCAAACAUUACAAGGAAGCAUUGAAAUUGUGGCCAAGUUACGCGAGUGCCCACAAUAACUUGGGCACGCUGGUGCUGGCAUCGGGGAGGGCGGAGCACCACUUCCUUCAAGCCCUUAAAUACAACAAAGACCACGUUAACGCUCAUUACAAUCUCGCUAAAUUAUACAGAAAGAAGAAUAGAAUACCGGAGGCUCUUAGGAUGUUGGAACGUUGCAUAACUUUAGAACCAAGAUUCGUUCAAGCAUAUCUGGAACUGUUACUGAUGAAACCUGAUGAAGAGAAAAGGUGGAUCUUGAACAAACUGCUAGAGUUAGAGCCCUACAACUGGGAGCACUAUCUUCUUUAUGGAAACUGGCUGAGAGGACGAGGUCUUCUCCCGUUAUCACUAGAAUACUAUAGAACAGCGAUGCGUCUGUCAUUCAGUACGCGACACAACAGUCCGAGGGGCGAGUUACUGUCGCUGCGAGCUGCAUGCCUGGCGCUACGGGACACCGGCCAGUACGCGAGGAUGCUGCAGUUAUUAGUCAGAUGGCACGCAGGUCGGGGCGGGCAGCCAGCCGGGGCUCGGCUGCUGGCGGCGCGGGCCUGGAUUCUUCGCUCCCAGCUGGCGCGGCGUGCGGCUCUCUACUCCCACACGCAUCGACAGAUGACAUCAACAUGCCUACACCACAGUCAACUGGAGGUGUCGCCGGAAUUAUACAUAGAUUUUAAACAACAAGACGUCAAACCUAGUUCAAGGCUACACGCGCACGACGCGAAACUUCCCACCACUAAUAGCGUAGAGAAGAAUUGCCAAAAAACCCACGAAAAAAGUGUGCUCUCAGCCCAGUACAAACCGACUCAUAAUAAAUCUGAAACAGGUCAUAAAUUGAAAAGUUGUCCUCUGAAUAAAAAGAAGGAACGUCGAAUAAAAGAUCCGGAGACGUUUCCAUCUUUUGUUUCGGAUCAUUUAAUUAAGACGUAUUAAUUUAAUUUCAUAUUAAAGAGGCUUCAUUUACUUUGGACCAAAAUUAAAAAUAUACUUGGAUAAUAAAAAUAGGCUUACUGGUUAUAGGACCUCUUGUGAGUCCGCACGGGUGGGUACCACCACCUUGCCUAUUUCUGCCGUGAAGCAGUAAUGCGUUUCGGUUUGAAGGGUGGGGCAGCCGUUGUAACUAUACUGAGACCUUAGAACUUAUAUCUCAAGGUGAGUGGCAGCAUCUACGUUGUAGAUGUACUCCGGCUCCAGUAACCACGUAACACCAGGUGGGCUGUAAGCUCGUCGACCUGUCUAAGCCAUAAAAACAAACAAAAAAAAGAUUUGUGAAUUUUCGACCACAAAUUAGAACUAGCUGCACACUAAGGAUCGGAAUUUGAUAUCUCAGACGCGUCCUACCAAGGUAGUUAUAAUUAUUGGUCCACAGUGUAUGAAAGCACCAGCAUAUGAAACGCUGUUGAUAUCCUUCACAGUGAACAAUGUUCCUUUUGCUGUAACUAUCGUAAAAUAUUUUUUAACGAAAGACUAGUCGAGGAAAAGACGUGAGAUUAUAUUAUAUUACAUGACAUUAACUUCAAUUUGUGCCAUUAAAAAUGUAAAUAAAUAACGUUAUUUAAGAUAAUAUGAUACUAUUCCUGUAUUUUAUGAAUUAUUGUGACUUCACUUAUUUUACAAUUUACAUUCACCCAUUGUAAUUUGACCGUCAAUAUAUACCUAACUUGUCCUCUUUAGUAAUUCAAUUUCACAUCUCGGUUUCAUUUUGCGACGAUCCAAAUAAGAAUUAUUUUUGCUAUCAGCAUAACACGCUGUUGUAAUGUUCAAAUUCUAAUUUAGCCACAUCAUUAUCUAUACAAUAACAGUAAUUUUCUGAAUUUCCUUUUAAUACAAAGCUUUUGGAUAAAUCAAUAUUUUUAUACACCAUGUGGAAUAGACUUAGUUGGAUAGUGCCACCGCUCCAUCAUAUUCUUGUCCUGGAUUAUUCAUCCUAGGAAGACCCAAAAUACUAUCGCGAUACAGUUACUGGUGGAAGGUGGCCUUAUGUGCCCACACGGACAGGGACCACCAUCCUGCCUAUUUUUGCCACAUAACAGCAUUCCGAUUUGAAGAGUGGGGCAGCCGGUGUAAUAUUGAACGGAAAUUUAGAACUCAUGUCUCAAGGAAGGUGGCGGCAUUAUCAUUUUUGAUAUCUAUGGGCUUCGGUAAGCACUUAGCAUCAGGUGUUGGUCAUCAGAUGAGUUCAAGUUCGAUCAAAGAAGAUGUCGAUACUUGCCAUCAGGAUUUACAGCCUCGGGAGGUUUUUCAUCUCCAUGUAUUACCUAUUGAAUUGGACAUAUAUCUCAACUGCCACCAAAGGUCACGACUUCGCUGUGCUCUUGGAUACUUACUGGUGGUAGGACCUCUUGUGAGUCUACGCGGGUAGGUACCAUCACCCUACCUAUUUCUGCCGUGAAGCAGUAAUGCGUUACGGUUUGAAGGAUGGGGCAGCCGCUGUAACUAUACUUGAGACCUUAGAACUUAUAUCUCAAGGUGGAUGGCGCAUUGACGUCGUAGAUGUCUAUGAACUCCAGUAACCACUUAACACCAGGUGGGCUGUGAGCUCGUCCACCCUAAGCAAUAAAAAAAAAUAUAAAAAACUUGAAGAAGUUCAGUGAAUAUUUAUGAUCUAGAUUAAAUGUUUAUUUGUGAUCAGCAAUGACAAUAUUUUGAACAAUAGUCUGGUGUUAUUGUCUUGAUGUUUCCAAAUAUCAGUGAAUAUAUGAGGUGGCUUUUCCGCCUAUCAACCUUCGAUUCAACCUUCGCCGAAUAUUAAUUUGAUUUCAAAACUGACUCAAAGAACAAGUCUCAGACAAGGAAAUAAUGCUUAAGUAUUACAUUUAUGGUAUUAUAAAUAAGAAUUUGUAAAAAAUGUACAUAAAUUGAGCUAGUAUUUUAAUGAAAAGACCACAAUUAUAUCGUUUUAAUUAUAAAUCGUAAUGCUUGCAAUAGCCGAUAUUGAUAAUUUGGUAAUGUUGUUUUAAAUAUAUGAAAUGUGACAAGAA
Molecule: messenger RNA, 5038 nt
Organism: Bombyx mori (domestic silkworm)
Lineage: Eukaryota; Metazoa; Arthropoda; Insecta; Lepidoptera; Bombycidae
Product: protein O-mannosyl-transferase TMTC1
Exons: 15
Coding region: 603-2990 (795 amino acids)
Molecular function (GO): protein binding
Source: RefSeq, a predicted model, not a curated record